GUCGUCGGUGUGGCGGGCGUCGCGGUGGGUUACAGCACGCGGUCUCUGGGUUUUGCGCUACGGAAGGUCAGCGCUGAAAAUCUCCCGAUGUCGUAAAACUGCGACGUUACACUUGUGACGCACCCAACAAUUGUGAACGGGCCUCUUCUCGUGUGAAGAACAACCAACAAACACCGUCGUAGGCUCACCGCGAACGACGACCGGCCGUCAACCUAUCGUCAAAGGAGAAAACGUCCCACGGGCUAACCUCGAAGAAAUCUGAUAGAAUGGCCGUGGCAGCGGUGUCUUGGGAACUUUACGAAAUGUUCGAAGCGUUCCUACGGGCUCCCGCAUAUCAUCUGGCGCUGGAAGCUCUCUUGUUCGUGUGGGUCCUCUGGUUGCUGCUUCGUAAAAGUACGCCCGCUGAUGCCGGCAAAUCGAAACUCACUGAAAAGGAAAAGGAGGAGCUCAUUGCUGAAUGGCGGCCAGAGCCACUGGUAUCAAGCACCCCGCCCAGCGAUUAUGUGGUUAAUCCGAGGAUAAUUUCCAGCAAAGUUGGCCGGACUGUGGUCGUGGAUGGCCGGUCGUGCCUGAACCUGGCCAGUCACAACUACCUGGGCCUAACUGAGCUGGAGGGAACCCAGGAGGCUGCCAUUGGAGGCCUGCGGCGUUACGGUGUUGGCUCGUGUGGGCCCCGGGGAUUCUUUGGAACCGUUGACAUUCACCUGGAGCUCGAGAGCCGCUUGGCCGAGUUCAUGGGUGUCGAGGAGGCGUGCCUCUACUCGUACGGCUUUUCAACCAUCUCGAGUGCCAUUCCCUCCUACGCCAAGCAGGGAGACGUCAUAUUUGCGGACGAGGAGGUGAACUACGCCAUCCAGAUGGGCCUUCUGGCGUCACGCAGCAAGAUCUACUACUUCCGGCACAACGACAUGGGCGACCUGGAGCGUCUGCUUCUGGAGCAGCAGGAGCGGGAUGUGGCCGACCCCAAGAAGGCAAGUGUGACACGCCGCUUCCUCGUUGCCGAGGGCAUCUACGCCAGCACGGGUGACAUCUGCCCUCUGCCAGAACUGGUGAAGCUGCGCAGGCGCUUCGAGCUGCGGCUAUUCCUCGACGAGACCUGCUCGUUUGCCGUGCUGGGCCGUACGGGGCGCGGCCUACGCGAGCACUUUGACAUUCCCAGCAACGAGGUCGACCUGAUGUGCGCCACCCUUGAGCAUGCCGUGGGCUCGUAUGGGGGCUUCUGCUGCGGCACUAGCUUUGUUGUCGAUCAUCAGCGACUGUCUGGCCUGGGCUACUGUUUCUCAGCAUCUCUGCCGCCCCUGCAAGCGUCUGUGUCUCUACAGGCCAUCAACCACCUGGCAUCCCAUCCAGAGCUGUUGAGCCAGCUGAGGCAGAACUGCCUCCGAGUUCACGAAAAACUGCAAAGGAUCGCGCAGUUGCGUGUAGGUGGUGAUGCUGAGUCACCUGUCAAGCACCUGUACGUUGCUGGCAGUCGCCCAAAGGACGAAUGUGCGAAGCUUCUCGAUGAUAUCGUUCAUAAGGCAUGGGAGGCAGGUGUAGCACUGACCCGUGCCCGGUACCUCGAAGACCGCGAGCACAACCCCAAAGAAGCGAGCAUUCGCAUUGCAGUUUCGGCCUCUCUGACCGAAGAGGACAUCGAGCAUGCCUACACCGUCAUCCGACAAGCGGCCGAAGCUGUGCUGGUGUGACGACAAAAAGGGCCGAAGCUAAUUGUUUCUUCGUUAGCUCUGGUUUCCGUUUCCUUCUUCGAGGUUUACGUUUCCCCAUUCUGUAUCAGACUGGCCAGCUUCCAGUACUGCUGCCACCGUGCGACCCAGUCUGCAGGUUCGGCAACUGCGAAUUCGAAGCACGUAUGGCGACGACAUUUUGUGCGUGCUGGAGCCAGUGGCUUACUGAAUGAAUUCCGUCACAUGGACAUUGUGCAAUGUUCUGCUGUUUUGAGGACAGUUGCGUGACUGCUAUUUUUUUUAAUGACGUGGCCAGUCAUAUAGUGUUUGAAUUGCGGGACCUUGCUUGUGGCAGCCCUGCGUUACGGUAUGUAGAGAGAGCUUUGCCGCGAAGCUGCCACCUCGUGGGGUAGAAGUGUUGGAGCACUCAUGCCUUGCAUCUGCUGCGCUGUUGUUUCGCUAAAUUGAUAUAAAUUGACGCAAGUAAUAAUGUUCUUGAAACGUUCAGAAGACCUUCAAGGUAUUUUCUUUGACAAGCUCGUUAAAAGUGGCGAGACAGCACAAGAUUAAACAUUUUCUGAUAUCGUCGUUAGAGUUUUGUAUUGCUGUGGCAUGAAUGCUUUUUAUUCUCUUCGUUUCUUCAUUUUCUUUUUAAUCCGAGACGUAGUUUCUGCAAAAGAAGUAUCAGUGUCUUUGGCAUAGUGCGUAUGGGUGUCAUUUAACCUCAUCAGGCAUGAGUAUGUUUGGAAGGUGGUCUUCCAUUUAGGUUGCUGUUGGCACGGUCAAGAUGACUGACAUUGCGUAUUCAGCACAGGCAGCUGCUUGGCAUGUGGGCUGGUGCAACCGUUUCUUUUUUUUCUGUUGUGCUUGUUGCUGGGCCUUUAGCUGCAACAGUGCCUUGAGGAGAAGCUUGUUAUAUUAUCUGUUCUUAUGCUAGCGCACGACGAUACAUGUCUUGUAGGAUGCCUCUCGGUGCCCCUUUGUACACUAGAAGGCAUGGGCCUGCUUUUUUGUUUCCUAUCCCAGACAUUUUGCUUCCCAUCAGCCCGAGAGUGCUUGCUGAUGGAGCACUACAGUCUUUGCAUAUGUAAAUAGGAGCAUGAAAUGUGUGAACGUCUCGCACCCGAUGCUAAUGGCACUCAGUUGGUGUAGACGGUUUUUAUUCUUUCGUGGCAGUUUGCGACGGUUGACGGUGCAUUAAUGCUAGCACAAUGGCUGAGCCAGCAUUGAAAAGGUGGUGAUACGAGAGCUCUCGUUUGGGCACGUCUCCAAAGAACGGUCAGUGCGGAAAAAGCGCCUAAAAAGACAUCAGUGCGAGUUCGGACAUAACCCCUGUUGACGCGAAAUUCGCAUAGUCAGAAAUUCCUUGCAUGGAAUGUGUCUGUUUUUAUGUCCGACGGUUCACAGAGUGCCUAGGACACAAACUUUGGGAAAGUUGGCAUGACCGCCAUUAUCACAACCAGUAAAUAAUGAGAUUUAUGAACUUUAUUUUCAACUAACCCUAGCAACUUAAUUGGUGCAGGCAUAGCCAUGUGCAUUUAGUAAUAAAACGAUGGCUUUAUCAUAUAUAAGCCAAGCUAGUUAAUAUCGAUACGUUUUCUUGCCAGACUCGUAGUUGCUGUUGUGACUCCAUGAUGACCUCCAGACAUGUUUGUUUCAAGUUAUGUGCAGCAUGGUAAAUGAAUGAAACAAAAGGGGGGUUUUGAGGGCUUGUUUCUUUGUUUGACACAGCUGGUCAUGGUUUGUCAGUGGUUUUCAUUAAGGUUGUGCAGCACGGUACUAACUGUCAUCUGAGGAAGGGGCCACUUGGUGUUGCUCCUUCAUUCUUGCAGAUAAAGUCAGCAAGCAUAAAGAGAGACCCAACCAACUCUUCAAUAACCAUGGGACUAAUUGUUGUGGUUCCAUGCAUUUUUCUCGUGUUAGUAUGGAUCCUCUGAAGGGACAAAAGAAGGGGGAUUUUAAGGGCUUGUUUUCCUUUGCUAGACACAACAUCAAUCAGAACUAACAGACAACAAAGCCAAGGAAAGUAUAGUGGAUGUUAUUUGUAGUAAUUAUGAUGUAAAUGUGAAGAAAGUAAUGAGGACGAAUAACUUACUGCCGGCAGGGACCGGAUCCUCUUAGGUAGAGAGAAGCUCGUAUCACAGUACACUCAGACCUCAUUAUAACAAAGUCACAUCUGCCACGAAAAUAACUUUGUUAUAUCCGAAAAUUCGUUAUAAACGAUUAUUUGUAACAUUGUAUCUAUGACAAGACUAUUCUUCAUUUACUUCGUUAUAACCGAUAAUUCGUUAUUUCCAUGUUCGUUAUAUCGAGGUUUGAGUGUAGUAGGUGUAGUCCGUUUUACAUUUCAACGGCCUUGGCUUUAUUGUUCUGAAACAAAAGAAAGAAAAAAAGUGCUGCACAGAACAGACUACAAAGAAUUGCUGGGAUGAAAUCUUCAAGAAUGAAAGAACAUAAAGGAGUCAACGUCAAACAAUUCUAACAGAUAUGGGUGUGUAAGGAACAUAUAGUUGCAACAGGCAUCACUUGUGACAGAGGUAGUUGUAUAUCGUACGCAACUUCCUUCGGAAAAGGUACAACAGUGGCUACAGGUUUGCAACGCUAUAGCCAUAAAAA
Rhipicephalus sanguineus (brown dog tick) is the source of this 4283-nucleotide messenger RNA. RefSeq names its product serine palmitoyltransferase 1 (gene Spt-I). The record is from RefSeq and is a predicted model, not a curated record. Gene Ontology annotation, molecular function: serine C-palmitoyltransferase activity; pyridoxal phosphate binding. The transcript is spliced from 12 exons. NCBI's taxonomy places the organism in Eukaryota, Metazoa, Arthropoda, Arachnida, Ixodida, Ixodidae. The coding region runs from base 267 to 1688 and encodes 473 amino acids. Gene Ontology annotation, cellular component: endoplasmic reticulum. Gene Ontology annotation, biological process: ceramide biosynthetic process; sphingosine biosynthetic process.